Paramormyrops kingsleyae is the source of this 3515-nucleotide messenger RNA. The record is from RefSeq and is a predicted model, not a curated record. NCBI's taxonomy places the organism in Eukaryota, Metazoa, Chordata, Actinopteri, Osteoglossiformes, Mormyridae.
GUUUUUUAACGUUUUUUUUUUUUAUUAUUUAUUUUUUUUAUUAACUCAAUGCCACAGGAACAAGAGGUAUUACACAAUCAUGUCAAGUUAACAUUAGCUGCUAGAGAAAAAGAAGAAAUAAAAUAGAAAAAAAGAAAAGAAAAUACAUUACAUAAAUUUCAAUAAUUUUAGAGCAUUACAUGUUUUCAGUGCUUUUUUGUUUUUUGUUUGUUCCAGGAGAUUUACAUACAAUUUAAAGUCGUUAAUAAAAUGAGAAAAAUUUGGUUUACACCGAGCCCACUUUUUCUUAUGUAUAUGGAAUUUUCCUAAUAAAAUAAACAAAUGUAUAAUAUGUUGUUCUUUACAAUUCAAUCUUUCACUUUCUGUAUAAAAAAGCACAUCAAAUAUACAAAUUUCUAUCAUACAUUCCAUUUUUCUGUUAAUAUAGAAUUCCAUAUCUUUCCAAAAUACUCUUGAGUAAAUACAAUGAAAAAAAAUAUGCAAAAUGGUUUCUUUUUCUUGACCACAAAACUCACAGGUAUAUGAAAUAUUAAGCUUAAAUCUUUCCAAAAUAUGCUUGGCAGGAUAAAUUCUAUGAAGUAUUUUGUAAGACACUUCCUUAAUUUUUUAACAUGUUUUAACAUGUUUUUAUGUCGCAAAUGACGCACGCCGCGUAGACAGAUCACGUGGCAUAUAAAGAAACCCAUACGACGUUACCUAAUCACGGGUUGCGUUCGAGGUGUGUCUGCAGCUGACGUGACGUGGACCGCAUUGCUGAGCUCCUCGAAGGCUCUUUCGUUUACGUCCGGCGGAAUCCGCAUUUUACCCUCACCCCUAUAUUUUCGGUUUCAGAUGAUCGAAGGAAUGGAUAUAAAAACAUAUAGGUUUAUACCGGUGUUCUGUCGAGAUGAGCUACUUUGUCGAGUUAUGCUACCGUAGUGCUAAUCGAUAACCCUAAUCCCCUAAAACCCUUACCUUAACCCUAACCACUAACCCUAAUCUCAAAACGGUGGAACUGCACAUGCGCAGAAAGGCUCGACACCGGCUCUCCGGCUUUCCCUUAAGGUGUGGCUACAUGCUUUUUUAUUUUUUUCAUUAAUUUUCUAUACUGCUUUGUACGCUUAGUUUGGCGGGACAGACUCCGGACCCCCGUGACCCUGCAUAGGAAUAUCGGGUAUAGAAAAUGCAUACAUAGAUUUGCAGAGCUUCAAAGAAAAGAACAACCUGUUGGAUGGGAUAAUUUCCUAUAUGGGAUGAGAAAAUGCAGAUUUAUUUUUGCACUCUGUUCUUUUUUCUACCCUUGGUUAAUAAUAAAAUGCAGUUUAAAAAAGUUAAAUUUGGGGAACCUGUUACUUUGAAUUGCACUGAAAACAAGAAACCUGUCACCUACAUGUAUUGGAAAUAUAAAAAUGUAACUGCAAAUGUUAAACCGAAAGAAAUAUAUUCAUUCAGAAAUAAGGAGAUUACAACAAAGCCACCAUUUGAAAAUGUAAUUUAUCCAGCUGGGGACUUUGAAAAUGGAAAUUAUUCCAUAACAUUAAGCUCAAUCACCUUUAAAUAUGGUGGGCAAUACACAUGUCAUACCCAAAUACAUGGAUCAGAUGCUAAACAAACAUCAGCGUUCAACAUAGAUGUUGUUGGCUGGGAAAAAAAUGACAGCAUUUUUCUUGGAGAUACGCUUAAUUUAUCUCUGCACACAAAUGAGUCUGUGCAAUUGGACUUCUGGAGAAAUGGAGAAAAGCACAACGUUGGCAAAAUACAAAUUAAUUCCCAAAAAUGUGACCUGGACAACAGAUACAAGAAUCGUUUCGAAAUGGGGAAUGAGGUGCUGAGAAUACAUCGUGUCACUCCUGACGAUGCUGGUGUCUACACAGUGCAAGAUGAACGUUCUGGAAAAAACAUUAGCAUUGUAAGACUGGAAAUAACUAAUCCAAAAGAUUUGUCAAAUUCCACCAGCAAGAACAGUACAGGACAAGGCCCUCCUAUGGCAGAUGAAUUGAAGAAUUUGCUGAUUGGGAUUAGUGUCUGUGUAGUACUACUCAUAUGCAUAUGUGCCAUUUUUUUAUGUAAGAGAGGUAAUAUUCGUGGACCUAGACAUGAUAGCAGAUCUGUUAGCUACCGAAGAAAACCACAAGUAGAUGCAGUACGUCGAAUAAGAAGAAGAACAGUAACAUCUAGCAGCGACAGUGUGGUGGAGGAGUGAUCAUGUAGGCAAAGAACUUGUUAGAACAUUACAAUUUGUAGAUGGUUUAAAAAUUGACUCCAAGACGUACUGCAAAUUUCUAGAAGAUUCCUUAUGCAAAAACUGGUACAAAGCAAAGUAAGCAGCUUUCAAAAGGUUAUGAUAUACAUACAGGACAAUGCCCCUUCCCAUGCAUCAAAGUAUUCCUUAGAUUGACCAAGAAAGGUGAUUGAAUUAUGACCAUGCCACCUUCUUCUCCUGACUUGAACAUUGUUGAGAACUACUUGGCCUGACUAAAGUAUGAGAUUUAUCAUGGUGGCAAGCAGUACACUUCUCAGAACAGCGUUUGGGAGGCGGUCCUAGCUGCCUCAGAUAAUAUAGGACAGGAUCCAAUCAAAAACUUGACUGGUUCAAUGGACAACAGGCCCAUGAUGGCCAUUGAGAAGAAAGGUGACUAUAUAAGACACUACACUUGAUAAAGUGGACUUUAUAGAACAGUCGAAAGUUUAUUCCUUAUGUAGGCCUAUGGGAAUUUUGGGUAAAUGAUUCUCAGAGUUAAUAAAUCUAAGUUGAUGUUUAUUCUUAGUGUCAACCUCAUAUUUUUGAAGAAAAAUGUGUAGUUUAUGUAAAAAUAAUAAUAAAAAAAAAAAAACUCUACCUGGAGGGAUGAUCCAAUCAGCGGAGAAGAAAGUUAAGCAAAGUUAGUAAAACAUGAGCUUUAGAUUUGUGAUGGGGGAAUGUGAGCGAUAAACAGAUAGUGAGUCGCUUAAGAACAUUCUACUCGUGUUGUUUAGUGUUACUGCGAUGUUUGAGUAAAACUUACAGAUUUUACUGCAAUGACGCCGGAGAAUGGCUAAUUGGAGCUUCAAGGGACUGUGCAAGGAGUAGCCUACUCGGACCAUGAACUUCAAUCGUCGGUGACAUCCCUGCUGGGGGGGUGAUGACGUUCAAUCUCAUCCCCUCCGCUACCACCGCGCUGCCUGUGUGAGGACGCCGACAGCCCGUCAUAAUGGCGUGAGUUUCUUUCUUGGCGCUUUGACACGAAGCAGCCAGAUAUUUUGGGCCUCUCCGCUCACAAGCCUCGCUUCAGGCCUGUGUCCCUAACUUGAUUGGGUACCCAUUUCACCUCAGGUUUUGAUUUUAUGUUUGUCAGUUUAGUAUAAACUGUUGGUUUUUGAAUUGUAUGUGAAAUGAUUUGGGGUAUUGUCUUGAUUGAGGUGAGAAAUUCUGUGUAAGUUACGUAUGAAAGAACGGCUAAAGUUUGAACGAGCUUACUGAAAUUAGUCGUUUUUGGUUUUGCAAGCCUAUUUGAUUUAAAUUUUAUAUACAUAUUUUCAGUAAACAGUUAACUUUA